GCCAUCCUCCCGCCUCCACAAUGCUCGAGAACUGCCAACGCCAUCAUAUGCUCCUUGGACUGGGAGCCCUAACAAUGGUCACAAUCCUAGUGCUCUUCGUGGAAUCCCGAUAUGCGGCGGAGGGACCUCGUCGCCGGGAGCCGCAGUUCGUCAUCGAGGACAACUCGACGUGCUGGCGGAACGAGAAGUACACGAUGGUGCAGGAGUGCCAUCCCUGCUCCGAAUUCGACAUAGUCAGCCGGAGUCUGGGCGUCUGCAUCCACACGCACUACAAGGAGGUGCUGCGCUGCCAGAGCGGCGAGAUCGUGACCAGGAGCUGCGACCGCGUGGCGCUGAUCGAGCAGAUGAACUUCCUGAAAUUCGAGGUCUUUUGCCUGGUACUCGGCUUACUGAGCUACCUGGUUAGCUAUGCUCGCGAUCGAAUCCUCUCCAGACGCAACUACAUGCGAAUCGAGCGGCAGCUGAACCGGGUGCAAUAG
Molecule: messenger RNA, 479 nt
Organism: Drosophila takahashii
Lineage: Eukaryota; Metazoa; Arthropoda; Insecta; Diptera; Drosophilidae
Gene: JTBR
Product: jumping translocation breakpoint protein JTBR
Biological process (GO): mitotic cytokinesis
Cellular component (GO): centrosome; cytoplasm; midbody
Source: RefSeq, a predicted model, not a curated record